ACUUGAGUGGAAAUUAUGUGACAGCAGAUCCCUUCUGGCUGUGGUGACCUCUGACAUUACUUCAAUUAUCCUGAGACCAGCACAAUGAGCGAGCCAGACCCUGUCGAUAUCACGCCCAAAAUAAUCGAAGUUGCCUCCCUGGCUCUCCUGGAGAACAUUAAAACCCAAACCACAUCCCAUGUCGCGGCCUUUCUUCAAAGCCUCACAGAUGACGUCAAAAAUCACCUCUUCCCCUUCACAGAGGCAAACAAGGAGCGCUUUGGGGAGGUGAAGUCAGGCUCGUUGUGGCGUGACUUCACCCACCCUUUUUUGCAUGCAGCCUGCAAAUAUGGGAACGUGGGUGACGUCUGCUUGCUGCUGUGUUCUGGUGUGGAUACAAGGCUCUGCACUGAAGAGCAGGAAGGUACAGCACUAGAUGUCGCAACUUUUCAUGGCAGACUGGAAAUUGUGGACAAGCUUUUGGAGUGGGACCCAAGUAUGAUUGAAGAUGAAGAAACCGUGAAAGGCCUGUUGGCAAAGGCUUGUCGUGCGGGACAUCUAGAGAUGGCUAAAUUAUGGCUCGACAAACUGGCUGAGAUGAAGGGGGAGGGUGAACGGCCAUGCCCAGAAGACUUUGUUGCUAUGAACGAUCACUUCAUUGCCGCUUGCCAAGGUGAACAGUAUGAGCUUGCUUCGUUCCUAGUGGAAGAAAAAGUGGUCACUAUAGGGAGUGAGACUGCCCUCAGAACAGGCCAGAAAUUCAGUGAAGUUUUGAGACUUUGGUGUAAAUAUGAGGAAGAAGAGACCGGGGAAUUUCAGGAACUUGUAGCCAAAUGGAACAACAGGUGUCUUCACGUAUUUGACAGAAACUGGCUGGAUUCGUCCAAGACAGACCUCUGGCAUACGUUGAUCAAAAUCAAUCUAUCCCAUAACUCAAUCAAGACGAUUCCGGAGAUGCUGCUGUGGGGACUGCGCCAUUUAGAGAGACUUGAUUUAUCUCAUAAUCUGAUCACAAAGCUACCGGAACCGAAAAGCAUGGAGAGACUGACAGACUCAAGACUGAUGUAUUUGAAGGUUUCCAACAAUAAACUACACUUCCCUGUGAUUGAGCUGUUCAUGUUACCACUCCUGGAGCACCUGGAUUUAUCCAACAAUGCCAUCACAAGCCUCAACCAUAAACGCUUCCCGUCUACGCUGGUCAAACCAGAAAAAGGGAAAAUCGUUUGGGAGUGCAGUAACCUUACGUCACUGAACGUUUCGGGGAAUCACAUCCUACAAAUACCCGAAAGCAUUACCGCUGCAAAGAGCUUAAAGAACCUGUGCAUCAACAAUAAUAGACUGGCCAAGCUUCCAUCAGCAUGGGACUGCCCGUUGGUCAAGCUCAACGCCUCGGGGAAUUCCAUCAAAGAGGUACCAGACAUGCACGGCCACUGGAGCCGUUCCCUGGUCAUCCUGAACCUAAGCAGUAACAACCUGACGGAGAUCCCCUGGACAAUAUGUCAACUGACCGCCCUGCAUGAUCUGAACCUGUCUAGUAACCUCAUCACCCAGCUCCCAGCUCCUACGGUAUGGAGUAUCUAUAGCUUAAAGGAGCUGUGCCUGGCCGAUAACCGACUCCUUCACGUAGAGAAUCUGGGAUCUCCUGGGAUCAGUCAGAAGAGAAAAAGCUUCCCACUGUUCAAGAAGAAGCUCAGCAUGGAAGCAUUAACUUCAGGUUCCCCGGGGAGUACCUUCUACUCGGCUGGCUCUUUCAGCGAGCACGCCCUCCUCCUCUCGUUUCCUGAGGUCUUCGAGGACAGCCUGACCAACCUUGAUCUCAGCGAUAACCAACUGCAGGUCGUUCCGCCGAGCGUCUGCAACUUGUACAGUCUUCAUGAGCUGGAUCUGAGCGGGAAUAAGGGUAUAACGAGACUCCCCGAUGAUUUAGCACAGUUAAGGAACCUUUACUUCUUGGGAUUGAAAGGGCUAGAGAUCAAGGAGCCUGAGACGGUAGCGGAAGUCAUGAAAGAAGAAGGGAUUCAGACCAAGAGCAUCUUGAAUAAACUCAACGAGAGACUGAUGAAGUGUCGACCGUAUUACGGGAUGAAGCUCAUGCUGAUUGGGCCGGAGAGAUGCGGCAAGUCGUCUUUACUGGCGUGUCUCAUCGGGGAAGAAUCCAACGAUGACGACAGCGGGAUAAACAUCGGCUCAUGGACUCUACAUGAUCCUGUCAAGCAUAAAUCCUCGUUCAGGGAGAGACUCAAAUCUAAAACCAUGAUAGGUACGCCCAGUCAUCAACAGAAGGAAAUAGAAUUCUCCACCUGGGAUCUGAAAGGAGGCGAGAUGAACUGCAUCAUCCAUCAGUGUUUCCUGACCCCGAGGGCGCUUUACCUAUUGGUCUGGGACGUCAGGGAUGAUCUGGAAGGAGUGGAGAAGCUCUGCCCCUGGUUACUCAGUAUUCAGUCGAGAGCAUCAUCUAGUAUCGUCAUCGUCGUGACAACACACAUCGACAAACUCAGAAAGUCUCAAGACCUGGAAGCUCUCCGAGCGGAAAUCUGCAAACGGUACAACCGCCAGGACGGCUUCCCGGAGAUCGCUGGCAUCCUUGAGGUGACGGCAACGAGUCCGGACGGUACGGGUAUCGGACAGCUACGGGAGUUCAUCUAUGAAAGUGCAGUCGGGAUGCGGAUCAAGAAGAAGACGAGCGGCGGCUCGUCGACGAAGGUUCCGUUCAUUGGCAGAAUGGUUCCUCAUACUUUCUUCAUCUUAAAAGACAUCAUGGCUAAUGAAAGUGAGCGACUCCGAAGAUGCAGUCCUCGACUCCCUCCGAUACUGAAGGAUGCAGAGUUAGCGAACCACAUCAGGAAGAUACCAAACAACAAAAUACAGAGCACUCAGGAUAUUGAAGAAGCUGCUGAAUUCCUAAGCUCCUGCGGUAGCCUCGUCCACUUCAACGACCAUCUUCAAGGACUCAACAGCCUCUACUUCCUGGACCCGGUCUGGCUGUACAUCGUACUCAGUAAAGUCGCCAACAUGAAGAGUGCCCUGGUAAGGGAAGGGCGUAUACAAAAGACGAGCCUUGCCGCACUGUGUGUGGAGAGUGGCUUCGGUGAGAACCAGUUUGAGGAGUAUCUGCAGCUGCUGCAACGGCUGGAGAUACUGCUGCCCAUCAGUCGCACAGAGUUCCUGAUCCCGAGUAGACUUCCCAAGGAGCAGCCGGGACAGGAUCUUUCACCGACUCUCCAAGACGAGAAGUUUCUCCAGACCCUGGAGCGUGUCUACAAGCUUCCUUACAUCCCACCGGGAUUCUGGAGUCGAUUGGUCUCAAGGGUCUACGUCUCUCUCAAGAUGCUGGACACCGGGGGGCCGGCGGCCACCAAGGGCGGGAGGUCCAGGAGGACACCCAAAAGGAACUCAGGUAUGAACCAGAGUAUGAGAGUUGGUGUGACGUUGAGUCGAACAAACAUCAUGUACUGGCAACGAGGAAUCUUUGUUCUUCACGAGACGGGUCGGAUCUUUCUCACCCCUCUGACAUUCAAAGACUCUAAGCCGGGGAUCUGCGUCCGCAUCCACUGUCUGGAAGGCGUGUUCAAACCUAUGGGUUUCAUGGUGGACCACAUUGAGAACCUGAUAAAAGAGUGGUAUCCGGGUUUAUUGGACGUUGAUGAAUUCAGUGGGAAAAAUCUCAUCCAGAGGUUGAUUCCUUGUCCAGAUUGCACAGCAGCAGAGAUCAAAAGGGAUAAAUUGCAGAGGUCGCCGCUUACAGGAUGCGAGGAAAACAUUCAUUAUUUCUCCGUCGGUCAGCUUUCCAUGGCCGCGACAGUGGGAGGGUCCGAAGAGGUGGAGUGUCCAAGAAAUCCAGGCGUGAGCUUGCCGUUGACGAGACUCAUCCCCGAUCUCCUCCUGUUGGACCUCCCCAUCAGGGCUCUGGAUAAAACUCUCUUCGACUUCGACCCAAAGAAGAGCCGCCGCCUCGGAAGCGGUGGUUUCGGAGAAGUCUUCCGCGCAAAAUUCCGCGGAGAGAACGUCGCAGUGAAGAUGUUGAUCGGAUCGACCUUCCUCCGGCAGAGCACAGACUCGGGCUUGCAGUCUGGGGGUAGUCAGAAGUCCAGUGUUGGUAGCAGCUGCGAGUCGGGUCGCGGCACGCCCUUUUUAAUUUCCAGCCAGCGCGCCGGGAGCAACGCCGAUUUCACUGCGGAGCUAGUCAUCAACGGAUUUGCGAAUCUCCGCAGCGAAGUCGCCAUGAUGGCCAAGCUAAGACACCCGUGCAUUAUCCACCUCAUUGGGAUCUCGAUCCAACAUCUUUGCUUCGCGAUGGAGCUUGCCCCUCUUGGUGACCUGGCAAGCUUCUUAAAGAAGGAGCUGGAGAAUCAGAGAGAGGAGUUGAACCAGAAGGUUUACCAUACGAUCUUAGACCGUACCCUGACGUACAAGAUCGCUCUUCAGGUGGCGCAUGGUGUCUUGUACUUACACAGGAAGAAGAUCAUCUACUCGGACUUAAAGACGGAUAACGUGUUGCUGUAUUCACUUUCUGCGGAUGCUUCUGUUAACAUUAAACUUACAGAUUAUGGGAUAGCUCGGCAUUUGGACCUGCAGGGCGCCAGGGGGAUGGCUGGUCCCAUGGGCUUCUGUGCACCAGAGAUUCUACGUGGUAAAACAUUCACAGAGAAGGUGGAUUGGUUCUCAUUCAGCAUGCUCCUCUACCAUCUCAUCACUGGUACCUGGCCCUACGAGAACCUCAAAUCAGCCAUCGAGGUCCGCGGCGCCGUGGACACUGGCAUCAAACCUGCCUUUGUGUAUCGGGACUACACCAUGGUCCCCAUGUUCCCGGCCCUGGAGGGACUGAUGCAAAGAUGCUGGAACGACAAACCACUGGCGAGACCUAGCGGACAUGAUAUUGCUACCGUGCUCAGGAACGCAUCGUUCGUCUGUCUGUAUAACGUGAUACCGUUGCACACUGCAGGGAAGAUAACUUGCCUACAGACGGGUAACGGUCAACUAAACGAGAACUCAAGUCGUCUGUGGCUCUGGACUGGUGACGGUGCAAAUUGUCAAAAAGCAAAAAUUCAUAUCAAGUACUACUCCGAUGGGGAACUCUUACAAAAACAACUCAAUGGGUCUCAGGCAAAUUGUAUGGUACAAGUUGGACACUCGGAACUUGUUGGAACGAAGGAUAACUGUAUCCAGCUGUAUGAGCUUCCUGCGGUUGGUCCUCAACUCAUCGGCCAUCAGAAAGAUUUCCGCGUUGAUUCUGAGGUGCUGUGUCUCCGCUAUCAACCAGUCAACAAUAAGGACAUUCAUGGGCGUCUGUUUGCGGGUCUGGCCGAUGGUCAUGUGAUCGUCUUCAACCACACAUUGUUGUCGUCGUCGGCGGGGAGCAGCGACAACGGACCGGGGAUGAUGUGGUGUAGGUCAAAGGUCUUGACGAUGGAGAAAAGGCAGUGCAACGUCCUGGAGCUGGUACCUGAGCGGGAGGAGGUUUGGAUAGCGUGCGGCAAUCGGCUGCGCAUCCUCUGCACAAAGGAGAUGCUGCUUGAGAAGCAGUCCAUCACCGUGACAGCUCGAGCUCAGCUUGGCAUCUUGGGUCUAGCUCAUCACCAAGAUAAUCUUUUCUGCAUCACAGAGCAAUCCUCCAGAGUGUUACAGUACAGCAUGGCGGGCCGCCAACUUGUACAAGUCUUACAAUGCGGUAAAGUCGCCCUGCAAUGCGGCGAUUGUUUGGUAUGGUCCGAGGACAGCAAAGCCGCACAGGAAAAAGAAGAGGAGGAGGUAGUGGUGUCCCCGGGAAGAAUAUCCUUGGAGGUGAACGAGACUCUGCAAGAAAGCAAGGGUGAGAGUCCCCCUGAAGACGACGAGGGCGAUGAUAUUUCAUUUCGGAAUUCACACUUUGGCGGACAACAUGCAGCCACCCUGUCUGGUGCAUCCACUCUCAGCUCCAGAUCAUUCCUGCAUCCACCAACGGAUAUCCGACGGCCAUCAUCGGACGGUUCGGAGAGGCACACCUCUGGCGUUGUUUUUCCACAAGUUCAGUCACUGUUAACGGUCAAAGAUACACUGUGGGUUGGGAUGAACACUGGCGACACCCUAGUCACCUUUGUAGAUUCCGCAAACUGCGGCAGGUACGACUUUGGGGAGUUACUCGCUCAGCUGGGGCCUUCUGAUGAGUUGGGAGAGCAGAGUGGGCCGGUGAAACAGUUGUUGAGGGCGGGGGAGGAGUAUGUAGUAGGUUGUCAGGAGAUACAGCCGGCCUGCAAUGCAGACAAGUCAGACACCCCUUGUCAUUACCAGCUCCUGGUGUGGCAGGCAUGGGGAGCCGAUAACAUCUGGAACUUUAAUCACAUUCAUGAGGUGUUGAAUGAUGCUGUAGAAGCCAUGGAGGAAUAACUGCAACAAAAUGUUCUUUCCAACCUGGGUCCAAAAACUUGCUUAGCAGAAACAACUUUUGCUUAGAAAAAAUAGGCUUCCAGCCAGAAAACCAUACAGUUACUGUAGGUGUGUCUGGUACCCCCGUCCUUUCUUGCUUAAUUAAGUUAAAUCGUAUUUAAUGUGUACAAAUUGAGACUUCUCUCUGUAAAAGAACAUGAUCUUGUGUGAUAAUUGUCUGAAGCUGUUGAUAUUCUGAAAAAAUGUAAUACUGAAAUUGAUUAUAUUUCUAUUUUGUACAUAUUUUAUUUUGAGCUGAAAUUUGUAUGUAUACUUGAGAUAUGCCAACGUUUGAUUAACUCUUAUUCUGAAUGUAUUGAUUUACUUGAGGGCUGUAUAAAAUUAGAACCAAAUUAUGUAUUUGAUGACAAAGCUAUUUUAAGACAGGCGCGAACAAAAUGAAGUGUUUGGAAAUUAAAACUCUGUUGUUCCGAGCAUUAUAUUGCAGGGAGGAGAAAUUUCAGACUUUUAUCUGAAUUCAGACGUUUUAUUGACCCAAUUCACCUGACGUCAUCAUCAAAUAAU
This is a messenger RNA of Asterias rubens (European starfish), 6906 nucleotides long. RefSeq names its product leucine-rich repeat serine/threonine-protein kinase 1-like. The record is from RefSeq and is a predicted model, not a curated record. Lineage: Eukaryota; Metazoa; Echinodermata; Asteroidea; Forcipulatida; Asteriidae. Gene Ontology annotation, molecular function: ATP binding; protein kinase activity; protein binding. Bases 85 to 6342 code for a protein of 2085 amino acids. The transcript has 25 exons. Gene Ontology annotation, biological process: protein phosphorylation.